CUGCAGACGGAGCUGCUGCCGCCUGCUUUAGCCAUUGCUCACGCUCUUCUCGCUGCCGAGGAAAACUACAGCCUGCCAAGAUGUGCAAAGGAUUAGCGGCGCUGCCCCACACGUGCCUGGAGAGGGCCAAGGAGAUCAAGACCAAGCUGGGCACACUGCUCCAGAAGCCCGACUCGGCCAUUGACUUCAUCAUCCCCUACCCGGAGAAGCCGGAGAAGCCGCCCAAGGCCCAGAAGCCAUCACCAGAGGAGGCUCUGCAGUGGCGCGAUUCCCUCGAGAAGCUCCUGCAAAACCCCUAUGGGCUCGCCAGCUUCCGCAGCUUCCUGCGCUCUGAGUUCAGUGAGGAGAACGUCGAGUUUUGGGUGGCCUGCGAGGACUACAAGAAAACCAAGUCCCCUGUGAAGAUGGCAGAGAAGGCCAAGAAGAUCUAUGAGGAGUUCAUCCAGACUGAGGCACCCAAAGAGGUGAACAUCGACCAUUUCACCAAGGCUUUGACCAUGAAGAACCUGGUGGAGCCAUCACCAAGCAGCUUUGACAUGGCCCAGAAGAGGAUCUUUGCCCUGAUGGAGAAAGACUCCCUCCCCAGAUUUGUGCGGUCGGAGUUUUAUCAGGAGUUAAUUAAGUAGCAAUGCGGCAGGGCUGUGCGAGGCGUUCCCCGCGGGCGGUCCCACUGCUUCUGUCUAAACACCUGCCCCUUCUCCUGCAGCCACUUUGCUUUCUUGAUACCACCCUAAAAAAACACCCAGGGGGGUUGCUAAACAUCUCCCCCCACGCUUUGGACUGUCAGAUGGCUUGAUGUCUCCUCUCUUACAGUCUCUUUCUUCUCCCACAAAAGACCAAUUAGCAGAAACCCCUGGUGAUCCUCCCUGGGUUUGAGACCUCGAAGGGCGGUGGAGCAGCCCCAGCCCCGCAGCGACCGGGAGCCGCUUGGGCAGCCGGUGCAUCCCCGGCGCUGUGGGGCUCGGCUUUAGUCAGGCUCGGAGGCGCCGGCUCUGCCUCCUUAGGACUUCUUAGGACACGACAAGUUUUCUCCCAGUUUUGCCCGUACCGCUGGUUUGCGCCAGGCUCUCUCCCUCCUCCCAGCUCCCGGGGCGUUGCUGAGGCUGCGCAGGGUACCCUGCGGGCGCUCCCCUCCCGGCCAAGUCCAGCGUGCCUGCAGCCCCAGGGUGCAGGGUGGGACGUGCCCGCCGCGGGAUCGGCAUCACCUCGUCCUCAGACAGCAGCGUUCAGCGGGCACAGCCACGGCUGUACGGCGCGGUUGGCUGUAUGGCGGGGUUGGCUGUACGGCAGGGACGGCGGUACAGCAGAGAUGGUGGUACGGCAGAUCCGGGAGCGGCACAACCGUGCGCCGCAGGGUGCACCUGGCUGGCACGAGGGGUGGACAGAGCGAGCCUGCAGCAUCGCUUUCCCAGUGACUCCCCUUGGAGUCAGCUGAGAGACAGCCUGUUUGCUUCACGCUAAAGCCAGUAAAGAGGAUAAAACAAGAUCUGUUUGUUCAAAACACCGGGACUGUUUAGCAACCCAGACCUCCCGCUCGCUCCAACCGCUUGCAUGACGUACUGAGCUCACAGCCUGCAGCCUGUGCCCGCGUGCCCAGCGCCUACGCGCAGCCCUGAGCAGUGGUGUGCUUGGAUUGCAGCUUCGGGGGUGUUUCGCUGCAGGCCUUUCUUGCUCUGGUUGCUUCUCUCUGCAGUAGGCACGCCAAAGCGAUACUUCUGCACAAACCCAAUCAAGGGGCAUCGAUUAGAGGAGAGAGGAAAAUCAUGCUGGGGGGGUGGAAAAAAGCUGCAACUGCAACUGUUCAGAUCCAAUUAGAAAAGACAAAACAAACGCAAAAAACCAAACCCAAACCCAUCCUUGGAAAUACGAAAAAUAAACCCCUGGCUUCUUGAACAGAUGGCAAACUUUGCUGAGUUUGUGUAGCCCGCAUCUCUCUCUCCUGUCUCCUUCCCUCUGCCUGGGACAUGUGUUUCCAUAAGGCUGCCUCUUCAAAAGACCAGCUCGUUUCAAAUGAUUCAAUGCCAGCCCACCGUUCGCUACCAGAAGAAAUCACGUCUGAGGAUGGAUGGGGCAAGGGUAUACGUGACAGGCAGCUAGGGUCUCAUUUCAGCCUCGAGGCGAAUGCGGUGAACCCCCGUUCCGUGGGGCCUGGAUGUUUCGUCGCUGUGACGGUUUCCUGGUGCAGCGUCCGCAGGGCCGUGGCUUGCAACGAGCACGCUGCGGGGAUCGGUCUGCCCAGCCGGCAACGCGACAGAUGCGGGCGAAAUAGCGAGCGACCGCGCUCCCAGCAGGCAUCUCGGACCAGCCACCCCCCUCAGGCUGCUCAACCUCAACGGCAAGUCAUGAGACUCCAUGCGAAGUGCAGUAAUGUAAACAACGGGUUUGCCAGCCUCUUCGAGACUUUCAAAAUCUGAUCAAAACCCCACCAGCCCAAAAUAUUUACAUGUUGUCACUAUGGUGACGAAGAAAAAUACAUCCCGAGCCGCAGGAAGUGGGUUGUGUUCUCCGGGCAGGGAUGGGGAGGCAGAGGAAGGAUGGAGGCCGUCACAAACGUGACCUUUUUUUUUGACUCCGGAGCAAAUGGCCUGGGAAAGUCAGUGCUGGAGCGGCAGGGGGUGAUGCUCACGGGGCAUUCCCCUGGGGCGAGCGUGGGGGGCGGCUUGGGCGGCCCCAAAGAGCGGCAAGGGAGCCCACGAGCAGCAGGAGGGUCCCCCCGAAAGAGCGCAGGAUCCCCUGGCAGCGCCUGCUGCCCAGAGCCGGUGGGCAGCAAGGGGGAGGCAGGAGCAGGGCUGGGCGCGGGAGGAGAGGCUCGGCCAGCCCGUCUGCUGCAGGGUGCUCCCACCACCUCUGCCCCUGCACGCUCCCUGCACCCUCCUGAUGUCUCCAGGAACCGGUGUCAAGAUAACCGCGUUCAGCAUGUUCGAGCUCCCUGUUCACGGGGUCGACUCACAGAAAUGCAAAACCAAACAGGCUUCCCUGCAGAGAGACCCAGCUCUCUCAUUUCUACUCAAUCCUUUGGCAGCUAUUUCCAGAUACCCUCACACGUUCCACAGUUAAAUGCCAACGCCGGGAUGCUGCUGGAGGCCGGCUCGCUACGCGCCACCGCAGCCUGAGACGUCACUAGCUGCAACAGCAACGUGUAGGGCAGGGCGAAGGUGUCUGGGUACGUACGUGCCUAAAAGAAGGGCGGAGACUGGAUUCAGGAGAGGUGAAACAGCGCUAUUGGAAAUCCCUCCCCAGCUUGAUUUCUGCUGAGAUUUUGGAAGCCAGCUUUAGGGGGUGAUUGAACAGGUGCCAGCGAGCUACUGGGUGGCCGUGAAAUGUGGGCCCUGAAGCAUUCUGGAGCUCUUGGGAAGUCGUGUUUGUGUAGAAGGGUUGUUUGGCUAAUUACUCAGGCAGGCCAUCCCCAGACAGGCAGCGCUGCCUGUACCCACCCCACGGCCCAGCUUACCGCACGCCCAGAGGUAUUGACUGCCGGGCUGAUACCAGCCCUCAUAUUUCUGUAGGAAAUACUUCAUAUAUUUUAUCGCUCUUGCUGUCAUGAAAUUUGGCACAUGUAUGAGCACUAUACACACAACAUGGUACAUCUGUAUCCCUAUAUUCAUAUAUAAGUAUACCCACACACAUAUAUACACACUCCUAAUGUGGGCAUCCGAAUCCCCAGUGAGUCAGAAAGCCAAAAAGCAGAGGGUUUGGGUAUUGUGCUUGGGGUCCAUCGCAGAGAUGAGUGUGCGUGGGUUUAGUGCGGUCCCAGACCCUGUUGAGGGAAACCUUGGCCACCCACCCGAGUGAAAGCAAAGGUGCAUCUUCCAGAACAUCCUCUGAUCCACCUGUGCCCACGGCCGCUGGGUGCCCCCAGCCCCACCGUGCCCUGGUGCCCAAGCCGGUGCAGGCGGCAGGUCCUGUGCUCUCCGAGGGACCCCCAUCCCCUGCCGUGGGGCAAGGCACCCCCACGCUGCAGCCAGGGUCCCCGGGCGCCAGGCCUGUGCCUCCCCGGUGCCUGUUCCCUGCUGCGGGGACGUGCGGAGGAGGGCUCCCUGCCACCGCAUCCUCGGAUUAACACCGGGGGAUCGUUUGCUCUCUGCUUUCUGGUUAAUUCAGCGGCCGGACUCUCACACCUCACCAGCCAUGGUGUGAAACACCCAGCUCUCCCCCGGCAUGCCGAGGCAGGGCUCUGCCGGCGCUGGGCUGCCCGGUCCCAGCCCUGGGGACUGCUAAAGCCUGUGAGGCAGUGGCAGGAGCUGCCCACUGCCAAUGGGGGGCUGAGGGUGUCCCGGGGCUCCCCCCAGCCCUUGGUAACUGGGGGUGCGCCCGAGCUCCCCAGCUGGAGGGUGCCAAGUGCUGAAGUGAGGUGAGAAGGGGGAUCGGUUCCUCACACCCACGAGCAGCUGGUUCUCGGUCUGAUGUUCUCCAUGUGAUUCCCUCUAGAGAUCUCCUUCCCACAGGGAAGAAGCAGGGCACUGAUGCGCACUGAGGAACCGGUUGUGUUAACCCAUACUCUUGUACCACUCCAUAAUCCACACAUAAACAUGUAUUUCUGCUACU
This is a messenger RNA of Grus americana (Whooping crane), 4545 nucleotides long. It is a transcript of the gene RGS5, whose product is annotated as regulator of G protein signaling 5. The record is from RefSeq and is a predicted model, not a curated record. NCBI's taxonomy places the organism in Eukaryota, Metazoa, Chordata, Aves, Gruiformes, Gruidae. The coding region runs from base 81 to 626 and encodes 181 amino acids. The transcript has 5 exons.